GAUGCUUCAGUGAAGAAAACGGAUAUCGUUGAUAUAAAGACAACACAGAUGAAGUCCACCGAUGAUUUCGAUAUUAAAACUGAAAUGGCAACUGUAGAACAUCGUCUUUACGCCUUCAAAGAGAAACUGGAACUGAUGGUACGACGACAAGUAGAACUUGAAAAAAGACUACAAGACGCUGAAGUGUACGCCGGAGAGAACGUUCAGCUGCAACGGCGAAACGACCAGUUACUUGCAGAGAACUGCGAGCUGAGAAGUCAACUACAGCAGUUGAGUGCAAACGCUGACGGCGUGGCAGAGACUGUCUCACCUUAG
Molecule: messenger RNA, 315 nt
Organism: Enterobius vermicularis (human pinworm)
Lineage: Eukaryota; Metazoa; Nematoda; Chromadorea; Rhabditida; Oxyuridae
Source: the annotation of a GenBank genome assembly